This is a messenger RNA of Helobdella robusta, 1626 nucleotides long. RefSeq lists its product as hypothetical. The record is from RefSeq and is a predicted model, not a curated record. The transcript has 3 exons. Lineage: Eukaryota; Metazoa; Annelida; Clitellata; Rhynchobdellida; Glossiphoniidae. Bases 1 to 1626 code for a protein of 541 amino acids.
AUGUAUGUAAAAAGAGUGCACUGGCAGACUAUGUUUCAGGAAACUUCCACCUUGAACAACUUUGUUGCAUCACGUUGUGGCGUUGUUGGAAGGACUAAUGGAAAAGGAGAACUCUUCAACCGUGUUGCCAUUAGCAACAACAACAUAAACAACAACAUCAUAAACAACAACAUCGUAAACAACAACAACAACAUAAACAACAACUGCAUAAACAACAACUGCAUAAACAACAACAUAAACAACAUAAACAACAACAACAACAUAAAUAACAACCGCAACAUAAACAACAACAACAUAAACAACAACAACAACAAAAUAAACAACAACAGCAACAUCAUAAACAACAGCAACAUUAUAAACAACAACAACAAUAACAUAAACAACAACAACAUAAACAACAACAUAAACAACAACAUAAACAACAACAGCCACAUAAACAAAACAAGCAUUAUCAUAGCCGGCACAAAGAACACAAAUUCAAGUAGAAACAAACCUAAUGUAAACAUAAUCAACAACAAUAAUAAUAAUAAUAUAAACAACAACAACAAAACCAAUAAAAUCAACGUAACCAAAAACACUGAAAAGGGACAAAUAUUGACAGGAAAUGCUGUGGAUAGCAUUAAAAUUAAGUCACACCAACAGCCAUUGCAUUUUUCCUUACAAACACCGGAACCGGAAAUAGUAGUCACAUGCGGAAAAUCACGUGAUUUCCGUUCUGUUUAUUUAGCUGGCGGGUAUAUUGAGAAGCAAGUCAUCAAGUUGUGUCUUCAAAGUCAGUCGGUAGCACCAUCAUCAUCAGCACCACCAUCUCAUUCCAUCAUUAUUAAGAUUGAUAAUGAAGAGGAUGAAGAUGAAAAUGAAGAUGAUAAUGAAGAUGUUGAUGAUGCUGAAGAAAAAGAUUUGGACGGAAACUACAAUGAUGAUGGUGAAAUUGAGAACAACAAUGAUGAUAUUUCUAAUUGUUCAUUAAACAAAAACGCUAUUAAAUUCGUAGAGGAAUUUAACACAACAAACAUCACAAACACCAACACAAACAUCAACAGAUACAACAACACAGGCAGCCACACAUGCAGCAACACAUACAACCACACAUACAACUACACAUACAACAGCACAAACAACCACGCAUACAACAACACAAACAACCACAACAUCAACUCCAACAACAAAAAUACCUGCAACCACGCUAAUGUUAUUAAACCAUGUAUCAACCAUCGCGAAUUGAAUGAUACAGAAAUCAACAACAACAACAACAACAACUUCAUCAAUAUCAACAACAUCAACAACAACAAUAUUUUAAAUAUGGAAAUCAAAGUUUCAUUUGACGAAACCAGCAAAAACAGUGUUGAUGACAUCACUAAUCCAUACGAUGGUCACAUCUGGGAAGACAACAAUCACAAUAACAACUAUAAUAAUAAUAAUAAUAAUAAUAGUAAUAGUAAUAAUAAUAAUAAUAAUAAUAUGAAUAUGAAUAUGAAUAUAAAUAACGAUUUUUAUAAGGAAUGCGAAAUAAUUCCAAAAAACAACAAAUUAUUCUCGAAUAUUUGUUGCUUUAAUGCCUCUAAUGCUCUAAGUAUUUGUGUGGAGAACGUGUUUAAGCCUGGCGGUCUUUCUGAAGAGAAGUAA